Molecule: messenger RNA, 1507 nt
Organism: Mytilus trossulus (common blue mussel)
Lineage: Eukaryota; Metazoa; Mollusca; Bivalvia; Mytilida; Mytilidae
Exons: 9
Coding region: 173-1303 (376 amino acids)
Source: RefSeq, a predicted model, not a curated record
GUAUUACGACUUUUAAAUGUAUUUUUACAGCUAUUUCAUGCUUAACAAAUACUUUCCUUUCACUAAGAUUCAUCUACACUUUAAAAACAAAUUUUCGUUUGAAUUGGUUUUGGAAUAAUAUUGACGUACAUUUUGUAAAUUUAAGGGAAAAUAGAAAAUAGACGGAAAGACAAUGUACGCCAAGGACUUACAUGGAAAUAUUUUGAAUUCUGGGGGAUAUAGAGCUGAGAUUCAAAGCCGCAUGACAGUAAAACCACCCACACGACAGCAUGUUCCACAGUACGCAAAAAUUAAAGAAGACACUAGGUCCCAUAAAUGUUCUGAUUGCGAUAAACUUCAUUUUGAGAUUGAACGACUACAAAUGCAACUUGAGGAGAGGUCCAGUAGAGGAACCAGGCUAGCAAUGAUUGACACAAGAGAAUCAGCUCGUUCGGGUGAUUACAGACAUAAUAAUAGUUGGGAAGCCUCAUGGGCAGACACCCCAGAUCUUCUGUCCACUCAUAAUAAGGGAAGACCAAGAGGUCAACAAACUGAUCUACAGGAAGAAGUAAAAAGACUGAAAAGAGAACUACACCAAAGAUCAUUGGAAGUGAGGAAUUUACGUGAUCUACGUACAAAAACACCCACCGGUUCUACUGUGCCAACUGAUUUAGAUGCAAUGGUAGACCCUUUGCCAGUUGACAGGGUGUCAUCAAUGUAUACCGAGAUUUAUCAAAAUGAUUGGGCAACAGCAAAUAACGCUUUACAGAAGGACAAGUUAAACCUAGAACAAGCUGCUCAAAAACUGCUAACCGUGCUCAUUGAUGCUUAUACUUACUGUGAUAAAGUAGCACCACAACAUCUAGAGGCAAUUCUCAAAUCAACCGUUAAAGUAAAAAUUCAGGGCACAACUAAUGUUCCCAGUGGAAAAGAUGAUGAUGCUGACAUACACCAAGAAGCCGGAUUUUUUAGAAAAUCUAUAGCUGAGAAGGUAGCACGGAAUAUAAUCAAGAAUUUUCGAUAUGAAGUUUUCAUGAGAAAGAACACUUUUACUCCCAGACAAAAACAGAAUAUAGACAUCACUUCAUAUGUAGAUAAAUGUGUUGAAAUCACAUGGUACAUGGCGGUUCAAAAUUAUCCAAUCAUUUUAGAUGACAGUGUAUCACGUGAUAAACAUUUUGAUUACGCACACUACAACUCUUUCGACGAGGAAAAUGAAGUUAAUGGAGCUGUUUAUCAUUAUCUUAUUUGGCCAGCUCUUAUCAAUGCAGAAAAUAAUGCACACCUUUGCAAAGGUAUUGCUGAAAGAUCAAAGUCGUUUUAAUUUUCCAUGCAUUGUCAUAUAGGAAUGAUAAGCAGACUGAGUUGUUACCUCCAGUCUCGAAAGACUUGUAAAGGAAAUGUAAUGUUAUUUAUUGGGCAUGAUUUUCACAGAUGUGAAAGAAGAGUCGAUUAUACCUACAGAUUUUAAUAAAAGAUGCAUUAAUAAUCAACAAAUUUAGUUGAUUAUUCGUGUUUUAAAAUAGUA